This is a messenger RNA of Drosophila sulfurigaster albostrigata, 2174 nucleotides long. RefSeq lists its product as uncharacterized. The transcript is spliced from 7 exons. Bases 204 to 2174 code for a protein of 656 amino acids. Lineage: Eukaryota; Metazoa; Arthropoda; Insecta; Diptera; Drosophilidae. The record is from RefSeq and is a predicted model, not a curated record.
UUAUUAAUACAUUGGUAUUUCUUAGUCCGAUUAAAGAUAUGACUGACUGGCGUUAACAUAACAGUUGAUAAGAAUUCAAAGCAUUUUUCAUUAUCAGUAAAAUUGCAAGUAAUCUUACCAUAUCAAAACAAAUAGUAGAAUGUUAGAUUGUCGUGUUUAUCUAGCACGUAUUAGGUCAGUAGUGAAUUGAAAGGCCAACGAACAUGUCCAAGCCAGCAUUUGUAUCGCAGGUGUCCAAGGAUAUCGGAGGACUGCCUACCUGGCUUAAUCAGCAUGAGUUGCAGAGUUUCAUAUUAGAAAGUAAUCCAAAAGUUCAAGAUAUUAUAAAGAUCGUUAGCAGAUCGGAAAUAUUCUCACAAAAUGUACUGAGUGUGCAAAUCCAAGUUAAAUUAACUGACAACUCCACACAAGUUUUGAAUUACUUGGUAAAAUCAAACGAGCAGACAACUAGUAUUUCUAGUACACCAAAGUUUCCAAGGCCGUACAACUUUAAAUUAGAGCUGCACAUGUACAAUGAGGUCUUGCCAGUACUCAAGAACCUAUAUAAGAAUGUGGGCAAGCAGAUAACCUUCAGCCCUGAUAAUCAUAGCAGUAAGGGAUCAAAUCACCUGUAUUUGGCAAAUCUGCAGACCAAAGGCUAUCGGACUAUCAUUCAGCCUAAAGGUUUGAUAAAAUCUGCAAUGAUGGCAAUUCUUUCCAAACUGGCUGCUUAUCAUGCGGCUACUGCGUGUUAUCUUCAAUUGACUCCUACUCACUUAAAGGCCCAAUUAAAACGGAAUUUAGGGAACGAAACAGAUGGAGAAAUUAUUCAACGUAAAACUUUGUUGCAGCGAAAGUUUAGCGAAAGUUUGCGCUCAAAUGGUCUUCAGCACUAUGAGGAUAAAGUGGUCAGAAGUAUUGACACACCCGAUCUGAAAAGAUCUUUCAAUGUUAUUUCCAUUGGAGCUUGUUGGCCCAACAACAUUCUUGGCAGUUUCGAUGCCUUUGGCGAAGUUAAGGAUGUAGUUUUCAUUGAUUUCGGUAAUUCCAGCUAUAGAUCUGCUGCACAUGAUCUAUUUGAGAUACUUCUGACGGUACCUGUCGAGAAAACUGAGAACUUUGAUGCUUUCCUGAGGUAUUAUCACGAUGAGCUCCUCAUCAAUUUGAAGUUGCUCAAGUUCAAGGGAAAUUUACCUACGCUUACAGACCUGCAGCUAGAUCUAUUGAAUUAUGGCUAUGAGGCAGAAGAAUUAAUCGUUUUGGAGGAUUUGCGUAAUCGAGGCUUUAAAAACACAAAUCGUCAAAUAGGCUUAGAUUUGGAUCAUACCCAAAUUGUGCUGGAAAAAUUAGCCCAGUUCCAUGCAGCUUCGGCAGUAUAUUAUGAGCUAAAGGGACCAUAUCCAAACCUCUACGAUCGAAAUCUUUGCAGUGAAGAGGACAAAUUUCAAGAGUUUCGCGAUACCCAAGCCAACUCCCUCAUUGCUGCUCUUCCUCUCUUUGAGGCAGAACACUUGACAUCCGCAUUGAAAUCUUACACUUCAAGGGCACCUGAUAUGUAUCAGGCGUUUGCUGCAAAAUUCGACAAUGAAUUUCGAUGCCUCAACCAUGGAGACUUCUACUGCAAUAAUAUUAUGUUUCAAUACGAUGAAAGUGGUCGGAUUUCCGAAACAUACUUUAUAGAUCUGCAAAUGAGUCGCUAUUGCUCGCCAGCUCAAGAUCUAAUUUAUUUUAUACUUUCCUCUGUUUCGAUUAAUCUGAAACUCUCGAAAUUUGAUUAUUUAAUAUCUUUUUACCACAGUAAACUAGUUGAAAAUUUGAAACUCUUACAAUACUCUAAGAACUUGCCAACAUUAAGGGAUUUACACAUUGCGAUCUUCAAUCAUGGAGAUUGGGCUUAUCCAGUUAUAUCUCUAUUGUUGCCACUUGUGCUGAUCGAUCCCAAUGAGAAAUCCAACAUGGAUACACUAAUGGAUCAAGAGAAAGAAGGAAAUCAGUUCCGUAACACAAUGUUCAGCAAUCCUCGAGUUAUACAGCACUACAAGCUAAUUUUGCCAUGGGCGUUCAAUCGUGGAUUAUUUGAAUAUGAAAAAAGCAAAACUGAAGCUAGUUUAUAUUAUUGUAGAGUACAAAUUGUAGUAAAACACAUGCCCCGGUUCUUGAAAGCUCAAUAUCAGGAAAUUCCAAAAGAGCUGUAA